Messenger RNA from Rhododendron vialii, 2271 nucleotides. Its product is annotated as glucomannan 4-beta-mannosyltransferase 9-like. Gene Ontology annotation, cellular component: Golgi apparatus. The transcript is spliced from 9 exons. The record is from RefSeq and is a predicted model, not a curated record. Gene Ontology annotation, molecular function: mannan synthase activity. The coding region runs from base 312 to 1871 and encodes 519 amino acids. Lineage: Eukaryota; Viridiplantae; Streptophyta; Magnoliopsida; Ericales; Ericaceae.
AUAAGCCCCACAAUCCCAACUAAACCAAGAUUAUUUGUCUGAGAGAGAGAGAGAGCGCUCUGAUCAAGUGACUGACAGUCCAUCAUAGGCGUAAUUUUCAGAACCAAAAAUCAGAGCUAUCCAAAUCAAAAGCAAUCCCAAAAGCAUCGAUCACACAUGAUCCACACUCACAAUUCGUGCUCUUUUCCAAACAGACCUUUAUCAUAUAGCACUCCAAAUUACACACAAUCUCAGUAGUACUACUGCCACUAGUACUACUUGCUGUAAUAUUCUCUUUCGAAGCCCAAGGAUAAACAAAAUCCUAAUUAACCAUGGAUAGGCUAUCCUCGGGGUCGGAAAAUGGAAUGGCGUGGGAGCAGGGGAAGGCGCCGCUGAUAGUGCCGGUGCUAAGGUUGAUGGUGGUGGUGUGUUUGGCAAUGUCUGUAAUGCUGUUUCUGGAGAGAGUUUAUAUGGGGAUUGUUAUAGUCGGGAUAAAGUUGCUGAAGAGAAAGGGAGUGAAGAAGUACAAGUGGGAGCCCAUGAAGGAAGAUUUGGAGCUUGGGAAUGGAGCCUACCCCAUGGUUCUUGUUCAAAUCCCCAUGUUCAAUGAGAAAGAGGUUUAUCAGCUAUCAAUAGGAGCAGCAUGUGGCCUUUCGUGGCCGUCAGAUCGAAUCGUAAUUCAAGUUCUUGACGAUUCAACAGACCCUACCUGCAAGGAGUUGGUGGGGGUGGAGUGCAGGAGGUGGGCAAACAAAGGAAUAAACAUUAAGUAUGAGAUAAGAGACAACAGGAAUGGGUACAAAGCAGGGGCCCUCCAAGAUGGAAUGAAACAGAGCUAUGCCAAGUAUUGUGACUACGUGGUAAUAUUUGAUGCUGAUUUCCAACCCGAAGCUGAUUUCUUGUGGCGAACCAUUCCUUAUCUUGUCCACAACCCUGAACUUGCCCUUGUCCAAGCCCGCUGGAAAUUUGUGAAUGCAGAUGAGUGUUUGAUGACAAGAAUGCAGGAGAUGUCAUUGGAUUACCACUUCACAGUUGAGCAGGAAGUUGGUUCAGCUACUUACGCCUUCUUCGGCUUUAAUGGGACUGCUGGUGUAUGGAGGAUUUCUGCACUCACUGAGGCAGGAGGAUGGAAGUCCCGUACAACGGUGGAGGACAUGGAUCUGGCUGUAAGAGCUAGUCUUAAGGGCUGGAAAUUUGUUUAUGUUGGUGAGCUCAAGGUGAAGAAUGAACUGCCAAGUACUUUCAAAGCCUACCGUUAUCAGCAGCACAGGUGGUCCUGUGGCCCUGCCAAUCUCUUCAGGAAAAUGGCAAUGGAAAUUUUACGAAACAAGAAAGUCACUCUGUGGAAGAAGCUUUAUGUGAUCUACAGUUUUUUCUUUGUUAGGAAGAUUGUUGCCCAUCUUGUCACAUUCAUCUUCUACUGUGUUGUUAUGCCCGCAACCGUUUUGGUUCCUGAAGUUCAAGUUCCUAAAUGGGGAGCUGUUUACAUUCCUUCUGUCAUAACUAUUCUCAACGCUGUCGGAACCCCAAGGUCACUGCACUUAUUGGUUUUUUGGGUACUUUUUGAAAAUGUCAUGUCCUUGCAUCGGACUAAGGCGACGUUCAUAGGCCUGCUUGAGGCCUCCAGAGUUAACGAAUGGAUCGUCACUGAAAAAUUGGGGGAUGCUUUCAAAAUGCGAAUGGCUUCCAAGGGAUUCAAAAAACCUCGAAUCAGAAUCGGAGAAAGACUCCAUCUUCUAGAGCUAAUUGUUGGGAUCUAUCUGUUCGUAUGUGGAUGCUACGAUAUUGCCCUUGGGAAGAACCACUACUUCCUUUACCUCUUCCUCCAAUCCAUGGCUUUCUUCAUCGCAGGAUUCGGUUAUAUUGGAACGUUCAUCCCAAACAGCCCUUAAAUUAAAACAGGACCAUGACAACAAACAAGUGUGAACCAUUUUCCGAAGUAUGUGUUCUGAUUGUCCAAAGUCUUAAAUAGUUAGCUCUCACUCUUUCGUGUUGCAAGAAAUCGGGUGAUUCUUUUUCGCUAGGUUGGAGAAAACCAAGACUCAGCAGCCUCCUCAAUGGAAGCCGACAAAAAAAGAAAAGAAAAGCAGCUCCUCAAUGGAAAAUAGAAACCAUUGAUAGAAAAGAUGCUACAUAUUUUGUUUGUUAAGAGGAGAAGAAAGAAAGAAAUAGGAGAGGGGAAAUGCAAAAAUGGGUUAUUCCCCUUGUGUAACAUAGGAGUAAUUUAUUGUUUGUAAAUUGCAGUUCUUUGGAUUUUUGUGAGGAAUAAAAAGGUGGCAAAUUAUGGUGUCC